Caenorhabditis angaria is the source of this 695-nucleotide messenger RNA. Lineage: Eukaryota; Metazoa; Nematoda; Chromadorea; Rhabditida; Rhabditidae. The record is from the annotation of a GenBank genome assembly.
AUGUUCGGACCAUUUUGCACGGGAAUUUUCCUGUUUUUGGCCAUUUGGGGAGCCAUUUUCAUGGGUGUUUUGGGAGGUUUAUACUAUAAUAAUUCGGUUGGAUUAUUCGAAGAUUUACCAGCGGAGGAUUCGAAAUUAGAAACAAAGGAUUGGGCGACUGUUAGAGUUCCGGCGAUUGAAAAGUGAGUUUGGGGGAUUUUUUGAGGGAGAAUGAAAAAAAAUCACUAAAGUUCAAAAUUUGAGUCAGAGAUUCAAAGAAGAGCUUCCCCAGUACUGUUGAAAAGUUUCGAAGUUUUUAAAAAUCUAAAUUUCGUUUAAAAACUGAUUUCAAGGCUGGAUGAAGCUUUUUUACCUAGGAAAUUUGAAAAGAAGUUUUCUGGGGGUUUGACAAUUCAGGUUGGACUCUAAUGGAACUUCUUCUAUAGAUGUUUAGGAACCUAGUUAAUAUUACAUAAUUCCAAUACAUUAAAGGAUUGUACCAAUCUUAAAAACAUUUUCAAUUAUUUAAAGAUCUUCAAAUUAUAUUGUAAGAAAAAAAAAUUUUUUUUUUGAAUUGACAGCAAAUACAGAAAAAAUUUUCAAUUUUUUCCAGACUUUACCAACAAAAUGCUUACAAUUGCUGGGUGGCUGCUGCUGUUUACAUCGGUUUCACAGUUGUUCUUUCACUUCGCGCAUGCUGUUUGGCCAAGCGAUAA